Dioscorea cayenensis subsp. rotundata (Guinea yam) is the source of this 1407-nucleotide messenger RNA. RefSeq names its product serine/arginine repetitive matrix protein 1-like. The transcript has a single exon. Bases 203 to 1357 code for a protein of 384 amino acids. Lineage: Eukaryota; Viridiplantae; Streptophyta; Magnoliopsida; Dioscoreales; Dioscoreaceae. The record is from RefSeq and is a predicted model, not a curated record.
UUUGACCAAUAAAAAAUUAAGUAAAAUACAGAGUUCCCAAACUCGUAAAUAAACGCAAGUUCAAUGGCAGAGUCAAAUAAGAAACGACAAAACCAAACGCUAUCACUUGAGAAUGGCUACUCCAGUGAGACCAUUCCUCUCUUCUUCGCUGUCUCAUCUCUAAACCAAAACUCGCCGAGUUUUUGCCGAUUAAUGAUCGCUGAUGGCUUCCGCCGCCCUCGUUAACAACGCCGGUGUCUCGCCGGAGAAUUUCCUUGACUGCCCGCCGGCGUACGGAUGGCUCAGCCCUCGAAUGUCCUUCAGCCGUGACCUCCCCGAUGACUCCAAGAACCCAGAGAAGCCUUCGCCGGUGCCUGAGACCUCCGAUCUAGAAGCAUCUCCAAAGGAUAUCGUUGAUUUCGAGUUUCUCCUCCAUGAUCCAGUCGCUAUGCUCCCCGCCGACGAGCUCUUCUCCGACGGUAAGCUCGUUCCUCUACAGCUCGCCCCAUCGCUUCCCACCCCGUCCGUAGCUGAGCCAUCACUGCUGGAUUCCUCCACCACGACCUCACGCCGGAGUUCAGAGAUCCCUGUCCCUGAGCCCUCCUCCGUGCUCUCUCCAAAAGCACCGCGGUGUUCGAGCCGGUGGCGCGAGCUUCUCGGACUCAAGAAGCUCCAAAACCCCAAGCUCUCUUCUUCUCCGCCAUCGAAGAACCCUAACCCUAACCCUAACCCUAAUCCUUACCCGAACCCUAGAUCUCUGAAGCGGUUGCUAAACCGAAACCCUAGAUCAUCAUCAACCGACUCCUCGAUGAGUAUUCCCUUACUCCGCGACUCCGAUUCGGAAUCAGUCUCGCUCUCAUCUUGCCGCCUCUCCCUCUCAUCCUCCUCCUCUUCCUCUGGCCCAGAUCACGAUGAGCUCCCACGAAUCUCCCUCGACUCCGAGAAGCCAACCCAAGCUCCGAUCUCCCUCAACCGCAACCCACCAAGGAUUAGGGUUUCAAAACCAAGAUCAGAGCCAACUCCAGCGACAAGAACAGGAAGGAGCGCAACCCGAAGGACAGAGACCGCGGCAUCGGCUCCACCGGCGCGAGUGUCAUCGGUGGAUAGCCCACGGAUGAACGCAUCAGGGAAGGUGGUGUUCCAGGGUUUGGAGCGGAGCUCGAGCAGUCCAGGGAGCUUCAAUGGCGGACCACGCGUGAAGCUCCGAGGCAUGGAACGCUCCUACUCGGCCAACGUCGUCCGUGUCUCCCCCGUCCUCAACGUCCCCGUUUGCUCCCUUCGCGGAUCCUCUUCCAGAUCCGCUUCCGUUUUCGGAUUCGGGCAUCUCUUCGGAUCCGCAACCCGAAACCCGCCUACACCUAGCUUCAAGAAGGCUUGAAUCUUCAUACUCCCUAGUCCUUUCAUUUUCUGGUAAACUAAAAUUUCCCA